Molecule: messenger RNA, 2173 nt
Organism: Lasiosphaeria miniovina
Lineage: Eukaryota; Fungi; Ascomycota; Sordariomycetes; Sordariales; Lasiosphaeriaceae
Exons: 6
Coding region: 1-1818 (605 amino acids)
Biological process (GO): lactate catabolic process
Cellular component (GO): mitochondrion
Molecular function (GO): D-lactate dehydrogenase (NAD+) activity; FAD binding; D-lactate dehydrogenase (cytochrome) activity
Source: RefSeq, a predicted model, not a curated record
AUGGCCAGCGCCAAGAUUGGGGCGGACUUUAAGAAGGAUAACGGCGAGUUUGAGGAAACGAUCCUGACCAUCUGCAACUUCACGCACCCAGACAGCACCAUGUCGACCACGCUCCCGGAAUCCUAUCCGGACCCCGAGUACGAGGCGGCGCACGUGGCCACGUACGAGCGGGUGCCGCGACACCCCAUCAAGCCCGCCUUCCCGCCGGGAGUGCGCGAGGCCGACUUUGCGCAGGCGGUCCAGGAGUUCAUCGCCAUCGUCGGCCAGGACGCCGUAUUCGUCGGCGAGGGGCUGUCCGACUACAUCGACCCGUAUGACAUAAACGAGGCCGACGAGAGCAAGAGAAAGGUGCCGAGCGCGGCAGUCUGCCCCCAGUCGACGGACCGCCUCAAGGCUAUGCUAGGCGUGGCCAACAAGUAUGCCAUCCCGCUGUGGACCUUCUCGCGGGGCAAGAACCUCGGCUACGGCGGGCCGGCGCCGCGCGUCAACGGGUCCGUGGCGCUCGACCUGCACCGCAUGAACAAGAUCAUCGAGGUCAACGACCACUUCCACUACGCCGUCGUCGAGCCCGGCGUCACCUUCAUCGACCUGUACAACUACUGCGUUGAGCACAAGAAGAACGUGUGGCCCAGCACGGCGUCGCUGGGCUGGGGCAGCGUCAUGGGCAAUACGCUGGACCGCGGCAUGGGGUUCGGGGCCAACUUUGCGCACCACCAGGCCAUGGCGGGGCUCGAGGUGAUGCUGGCGGACGGCGACGUGGUGCGGACGGGGCAGUUCGGCAUCUCCAACUCGCCGUCAGCGUUCCUGUCCAAGUUCAGCUUCGGCCCGUCGGUCGAGGGCCUGUUCCUGCAGAGCAACCUAGGCGUCGUGACCAAACUGAGCCUGUGGCUGACGCCGCAGCCCCAGGCCUUCAUGUCGUGCGCAUUCAGCAUGCCCGCCUUUGACGACCUCGAGGUCAUGGUCGACGUGUUCGGCGAGCUGCGCCGCAACGGCACCAUCAACAACGUCGUGUGGUUCACGAGCCUGAUCGAGACGCUGUGCAUUUCCGGGCGUCGCGAGGACUACUGGAAGGGCGAGGGCCCCGUGCCCGACUGGCGCCUCGAGGAGCUGCGCGUCGAGACGGGUUUCGGGCACUGGUACGCGCGGUGGGGGCUCUACGGGCCCAGGCGCGUGGUGCAGGCGCAGUUCGACGAGGUCAAGGCGGUGCUGGCGGAGCGGGCACCGACGGGCGAGAUCACGGGCACGCUGUACGACGACGACGCCGGGGUGGACGCGGCGGCGGUGCCGCCCGAGCACGGCAGCAUGUUUGUGGGGGUGCCGCAGCUGUGGAGCCUGCCGCUGAUCAACUGGCCCAUCCCCAAGGACCGCGUGGGCAAGGCGGCGCACGGCGACUACGCGCCCGUCAUCCCGUCGUCGGGCAAGAUGGUGCUCGAGUGGAUGAGGGCUAGCAAGCCCGUGUGCGAGGCCAACGGCGUCGAGCUGAUGGCUGAUUUCUUCAUGCACGAGCGCCAUGUCGUGUUGAUGAACAUGUUCACGUGGGACCAGACGGAUCCCAAGCAAAAGGACAACAUGAACAAGCUGUACUACGGCCUGCACGAGGUGGCCAAGGCGAGGGGGUACGGCAUGUACCGCGCCCACGUCAACCACAUGGAUCUCAUCGCGAACCUCAACGACUUCAACGGCCACGCCUACAACCGCUUCGUCGAGAAGAUCAAGGACGCCCUCGACCCGAACGGCAUCCUAGCGCCAGGAAAGCAGGGUAUCUGGCCCAACAGGUUCCGCCAUUUACGGGAAACCCAGGAGGCGGACCCGAAGUGAGCGGCAAGCGCGUCAAGGUGAGGGGGAACUGGAUGUCGGCGUAUUUGAGGUGCUGUUUAAGAUUCAAAUGGCGGGGCCUGGUGUCGUUGUCCGCCGAUUCUAGUGGUUUGGAUCUGGCAAGCCUGAUGUGGUCUGCCGGCCGGCAGUAGUCGGUCAGAGUCGAGUUAUGUUGCUCUCCAGGCCACGAGGAGCGGGAGAAGACACUUUCCAAGCUCCGGCGAGACAGCGCAUUCCUCUCACGCAAUCUCUGCCCGCGCAAUCUCUGCCUGGUGAAGAAACACCGUGCUCUUAACUUGUCGACGGCCGUCCGUGAUGUCAAAUUUGAGAAAGUAAAGGCGAAUGGACGGGACGCCCG